Molecule: messenger RNA, 2128 nt
Organism: Prosopis cineraria
Lineage: Eukaryota; Viridiplantae; Streptophyta; Magnoliopsida; Fabales; Fabaceae
Exons: 4
Coding region: 309-1796 (495 amino acids)
Source: RefSeq, a predicted model, not a curated record
UGAUAUAUGAUCAUCAGAUGUCCAAAGUGAAUUGGGCCUAUUGGUCUGAGGUUUGUAAGAUCAUCGACUUUCCAAUAUAUGAUCAGCUCUUACCCAAAAAAAGAAAGGAGCUCUUACCUAUACCUAUAGCACGUUUGAUCCUGUCCCAAAAACGCCAUGUCGUUUGCUUCUUGCCCCGAAAUUAAACGGCGAAGCUUGGAGUGGAAACCCGAAAAUAGCCUCGCUUCAAGAAAUAGCUGAGGAGCCCGCCACUCCAAACACGGCGAUAAAUUCAAAAAUCCUCAACGGAAGCAAAGUCGCCGAGAGAGAUGCAGAGGAAUGAAAUGAACGAGAAGUCGGAGAGGAAGCCGCUCAGAAAUGUAACAAACAAACAUGGUUGGAGAUCCCUCAAAUCUGAGAACGUGAAGAUGGUAUGUCAGAAGCAAAAGGAAGAGACUGCUAAGGAGGAGAAAGAAGAUAACGACGUACUCGAUCGCAUUCUUCUGGUUCAGUCCGAUAUUUCAUCUAUUCUUCAUCAGAUUGAUGAGCUUGUUGCACAAGCAUUUAGACUCAAGACCACAAGCAGAGAGGGGAGAAAAGAGAUUGAAUCUUUCUCAUAUGUUUUGUCUGACAUGCUAUCAUCUUUAAAGCCGUGGGCGGCCAGAUUCCAGAGGGCACUGUCUCCAACCUCAGGAGAGUCUGAAUAUCAGCCUCAACAGGUUUUGGCUAAAAAACCAGUAUCUAACGAGGUUAGAGAUGAAAGUAAAGUCAGUGACAGUCCUGAGGAGACCAAGUUGAACUCUCUGGUCUCUCCGUCUCCACUCGUGUCCUGGCGGGCUAACUGUACAAUUGAAAGGGGUAGACAAAUGUUUAUGCUCACACCCCUUCCUAUAUCAAAAGCAUUAUCAUGCAAACGUCCGGAGCCAACUAAAUUGGGGUUCAAUAGAUUAUCUUCCUCUACUAAUGCUUUUGGGACAUCAACUCUCCUUGCCUUAUCCGGAGAUAUGCCUGACUGCUCGUUUGAUGCUGUUGUAGCGAAACCAACUCCCCUUAAACCUCCUGCUUCUGUUGCUAUUCAAGAAGCAAUUGCUCAAGAAAAUGGAUUUGUUUCUUCGCCGCUUUUUCGUAAAAGAGAAAGCUCCAUGCUUGUUAUGACUCCAUGUUUAAAAAUGUCACCCCCUAAAUCUUGUGUUUUACUUGAACCCAUAUCUGAAAUCUGUCAUCCAGGCAAAGACAAAGACAAGGUUCGCAAAUCCACUCCGUUUCCUGUUGGGAUUCAUUACAGCAAUUCAGAAACGUCUGAUUCUUCUGGUGGUGAUGCUUCACAAGGCCUGGCAUUGAAGUAUCUAGAGCUCCUGGGUAUACAACAGAUUUCUAAAUCUGGAGCUGGAAAGAAAACGAUAGAAGCAUCCCCAGAUUGGUUUAUGUCGCCUCCUAAAACUUGUGUUUUGCUGGAGCCAACCGACGAGAAGCCGUUUGAUUUGGAAAAGUCUGAUAAAGGUUUACAGAUCACUGAUGCUGUUACUAUCAAUCAAGAAACUAACAAAUUGAAAGACAAUGUUUUCGACGAGCAUAAUCAAACCAAAAAAUCUUGUAACGAAGAACAUUUUGGUGGCAAAGAGAGCACCAUGUGGCUUGAGCCUGAAAGCUCGUUUCGAACUGGGAAAUGCCCUGGUGAGAAUACACUGAAGAAGGAAUUGUGGACAAAAUUUGAAGCAGCAUCCACCAUCGGACUGCAGCGUAAAACCUCCGCAGUUAGCAAUACUACUAAAAAAGGGUUUCUCGAUCUUCUGGAAGAAGCCUCUUGUGACGAUUAAGCGCACUACAAAAAUCAAAAUAUCAGCAAGCAAAUAGGUUUUUCUCACUUGAAAAUUGAAAAUUUUUGCUGUACAAGGUUAUGUUGCAAGGUUUGGAGCAAAGAGGCCAAGUGCAUUGUGUCAUAAUACCCCACCUAGAAGAUAAUUUUGCAAGUCGGUUCCAGACACACGGUGAAGCUGUUUUGUUCAACUGGUUGUUGUUACUUCUCCAUUGAUGUCAGGAAUAAAGGAAUGAAAUUAUGGGAAGUGUUUGUUUGAUGCUGCAUCUGCGGAAUCAAAUCUUGUCUGUAUCAUUCUGCACUUAUCACAAAAAUAUGAGAUACAUUCAACAA